UUUUGUAGUAAACACAAGUAAUGAUGGUUGGUUUCACGUUUAAUGUGUUCAUGUUAUGUUGUACGUUUGUGAUUGCAACUCAUGGUAUAUCAAUUACAAAGUAUGCGGAGUUAGAAAUGACCAAAGCCUGUAUUGGACAAGGUGCAAUGUUGUUUUGUGACGUAAGUGGAGACCCAUUGCCUGAUUAUGAAUGGUUUAAAGAUGGAGUCAAACUAGAACAUGGUGGUCGUUUUAACAUCAGACGACAUCCAUCUGGAUCAUCAAGGGUGAUAAUAGUAAACUUGAAAGAUUCUGAUAGUGGAGUGUAUGUAUGUAAGGCUUCUAAUUCGGCGGGGACAGAAACCAGUAGUGGAAGGCUAAGUUUUACUACAGCAAAUUCUAAUUCAGACCAUAAUCCUGUGCCAUUAUGA
Molecule: messenger RNA, 410 nt
Organism: Mytilus trossulus (common blue mussel)
Lineage: Eukaryota; Metazoa; Mollusca; Bivalvia; Mytilida; Mytilidae
Product: fibroblast growth factor receptor-like 1
Exons: 4
Coding region: 21-410 (129 amino acids)
Source: RefSeq, a predicted model, not a curated record